AUGGCGUUCACCACAAACAGCGGUCUAGAGUCGAAGUUCACCAAAACGCUUAACUCGCUGCUGUACGGCGUGGUGAACUCCAUCCGGGCCAUCCCCACCAUGUACGGCUACGCCGUCAUCAUCUUCAGCCACCCGACCUUCGGCGCCUUCAUGCCCGCGCUCUCCAAGCUCGUCAUCCUCUCCAGCGCCGUCCACCAGCUCAUGUUCACGCUGCUCAGCUCGCUGCCCUUCGCCAUCGGCCAGGUGCAGGACGCCGGCCUCAUCUUCCUCAGCGCCAUGGCCUCCUCCAUCUGCAAGGACCUCGGAGACGACGUGUCGCCGGAAGCCAAAGUGGCCACCACCAUCGUCACCAUCGGCAUCGCCACGGCCUCGCUGGGCGUCUGCCUCGUCGUCAUGGGGCGCUUCAAGCUCGCCGCGCUUGCUUCGUACCUGCCCAUGCCCGUCAUCGGGGGCUACCUGGCCUUCAUCGGCGUCUUCUGCCUCUACGCGGGCCUCGCGCUCAGCACGGGGCUCGUGGUCAACGACUUCUCGUCCAUGCUGCACGUGCUGAACGACGCCCACAACGUCCUGCUGUGCGUGCCGGGCUUCCUGGGCGGCGCGACGCUGCUGCUGGUCUCGCAGAACUUCAAGAACCCGUUCGCGCUGUCGACGGCCAUCAUGGUCAUGCCCGUCCUCUUCUUCCUCGUGCUGGCAAUCGGCAGCAUCUCGCUCGACCAGGCGCGCGACAGCGGCUGGGUCGACCCCGUGGAGAAGACGGCGUCCGUCUCGGAGCUGCUCGGCCUCUUCGACCUGGACCUCGUGCACUGGGCGCAGGUCCCCAAGCAGGUCGUCACGUGGCUCGGCAUGGUCUUCAUCGUCGCCAUCUCGUCCAGCCUCGACGUCGUGGCCAUCGAGAUCGACAUGGGCAGCAAGCUCGAUAUCAACCACGAGCUCAAGACCGUGGGCUGGUCCAACGUCGUGAGCGGGCUGCUCGGCGGCUACACGGGCUCGUACAUCUUCGGCCAGACCAUCUUCACGUGCCGCUCCAAGACCGACUCGCGCGUGGUCGGCGUCUGCGUCAUCCUGGCGGAGCUCGCGAUCGUGGCCGUGCCGGUGUCCGUCAUGAGCUACGUGCCGCGCUUCUUCCUGGCCGCCACGCUCUUCUUCGUCGCGCUCGACCUCAUGCUCGAGUGGCUGCUGCUCGCCUACCGCAAGAUCUACGUGGAGGUCCCCAUCGUGAAUCCCUGUGUGGGCUCUUCAUCUUCUUCUUCUUCUUCGUCGUCGUCGUCCGACAUGCAGCUCCAGGCGCUCGCAUCGAACACGGUGCGGACCCGACAGCGCGGCGCCAUCGCCCACUUCGAGUUCAGCGGGUAUCUCUUCUUCGGCUCCGUGGUGCAGAUCCUUGAGGGUGUCCAGAAGGGAGUCUACGUCCGCAAGAGCACUACCGAUGUUGCUACUGGUGCUGCGGACAGGCAGAGCUUCCUACCGACACGCGCGGCGCCUCACAGCGUCUCCAUCGAGUGUUUGGACGGUACGCCAGCGUUGAACGCGCACGCUUCGCCGACCGAGUUUGUUGUCAUGGACUUCGGCCGCGUCUCCGGCAUGGACGCUACGGCAGCGCGAGGCGCCUUCUUGAUCCUCAAGAAGUACUGCAAGAACCGAGGCAUCGCCGUCGUCUUCGCCGGUGCGCUCCCCAGCAUCCGCACGCUGCUGCUCAAGAACGACAUCGCGGGCGAAGAGAGCUUCUACGACAGUGCCGAGGACGCCAUCAAGUUCUGCUGCGAGAACCACUUGACCUGUAACGCUAGCGCAGAUGCUGGUGGUGAGCGCGCCAGCCACGCCCGCCAGGCCGUGGAGGGCGCGACGCUCAAGCUGGAGCAGUUCCAGCGCCAGGUGCUGGCCAUCAAGCGCGCGUCCACCGCCGCGGGCGCCGUGGACGAGGAUCUGCACGACCGCAUCCGCUUCGCCUGCCUGCUGCAGGAGGAGAUCGCCAAGGCGCUCGCGCGCGUGCCCGCGGACGCGGCCAACUCGCUCAUCAAGCGCAAGCUCUGCAAGGACUUCGAGGCCAUCUCGACGCAGCUCGAGGCCGCCGUGCUGCGCGUGUCGGCGCGCGAGCAGGAGCAGCAGCAGGCGCUCAAGGACCAGCAGCAGGACGGCCGCAUCGUGGCCGAGCACCAGGGGCAGGUCUUCGAGUUCGCCGAGCUCGAGAACGAGAUCGCGCACAACGAGGCGCUCAUCGAGGAGCGCGAGCAGGACAUCAACAAGAUCCACCAGAGCGUGGCGCAGGUCAACGAGAUCUUCCGCGACCUCGCGGCCAUCGUGCAGGACCAGCAGGGCGCCAUCGACGACAUCGAGACCCACGUGCACGAGAGCAUGCAGCAGACCCAACAGGGGCUCGACGAGGUCAAGAAGGCCUCGGACAUGCAGUCCUACUGCGCGAUCCAAUAG
Messenger RNA from Phytophthora sojae, 2427 nucleotides. RefSeq lists its product as hypothetical. Gene Ontology annotation, cellular component: membrane. Gene Ontology annotation, biological process: vesicle-mediated transport. The transcript is spliced from 4 exons. NCBI's taxonomy places the organism in Eukaryota, Oomycota, Peronosporomycetes, Peronosporales, Peronosporaceae. The record is from RefSeq and is a predicted model, not a curated record. The coding region runs from base 1 to 2427 and encodes 808 amino acids.